CGAGCGGUGCCCGGGCCCAGCCGCCGCCUCUGUGAUGGCGUCGCCACCCGGCGCGGCCUGGGAGUUCCAGCUGCCGCUGUGCCCCGGGGACCUGCUGCGCAGCGGAGGCUCCGCCUCGCCCCGCCUGUUGCCGCCCGCGCAGCUGUCCGGAGCCCUGGCCGCCUUCGGGGCCGCCUUCGGGGCGCAGGGCCCGCGGGCCGUGCUGCAGCACUUCGACGCCCUCUGCAGCCUGCUGCAUCACUUCCACACUGUGGAUGCUGCUAUCAAAGAGGAUGCCCUGGAUCUGAUGAAAAAAGUAGUGUCCUCUCACUAUAAUGACCUGCCUUCCAUCUUGGAUGAUCCUGGCCUGAGCUCCUCAGACUGCUUGGCUCACCGCAAUGCCCUUAAGAUGAACUGCUACGUGCUGACUCGUCUAGUGGAGGCUUUUGAAACAGAGUCUUUCAAACGUGACUCAGUGGAGCUGAGUCUUGGUGGAAGGAACAAGAAGGGUUGCGCUAAGCGCUCUGGAUUCUCAUGGGAGGAAGAGAGGCAGCCACUCAUACAGCUGCUGACAGAGCUGCUGCAACUGGAUCUCCGUCGACUGUGGAGUGGUUUGGUGGUAGAGGAGGAAUUUGUCAGCUUGAUGACUGGCAUCUGUUACCGCAUCCUGGAGAAUCCAACCAUCAACCACCAGAAGCAUCGGCCUACACGGGAGGCAGUGAUACAUUUGCUUGCUGUGACUCUGAUGCGUUAUGACCACAUGCUUAGUGCCACUCUGAAGAUCACACAGAUGCUACAGCACUUUGAACAUGUAGCCCCUUUGUUUGGAGGAGCUGUGAGCCUUUGGGCUACAGAGUAUGGCAUGAAGAGUAUAGUGGGUGAGCUGUUGAGAGAGAUUGGACAGAAGUGUCCACAGAAUCUGGCUCGGGAUGCUUCUGGAGCGAAGGGCUAUGCUGUCUUUCUCACAGAACUGGCUGAACAAAUCCCAGGCAUGGUGUUGUCCAACAUGAGUGUCCUGCUGCAUCACCUGGAUGGAGAGAAUUAUACAAUGCGAAAUGCCAUCUUGACAGCUAUGGCAGAGAUACUGCUCCAAGUACUGAAUGGAGACCAACUAGAGGAAGCUGUCAGGAGUACACGGGACCAGUUCCUGGAUAUGUUGCAGGCACACGUGUGUGACGUCCUUGGGCAUGUGCGCAGCCGUGUAUUGCAACUUUUCACACGGAUUGUCCAGCGCAAGGCCCUGCCAUUGACUCGAUUCCAGACAGUAGUGUGUCUGGCAGUUGGCCGUCUCCAAGACAAGUCAGUGAUGGUGGUGAAGAAUGCUGUCCAGCUGCUGGCUGCAUUUCUUUCCAACAACCCUUUCUCCUGCAAGAUAAGCUGUUCUGACUUGGCUGAGCCGCUCAAGAAGGAAAUGCAGAAGCUGCAUGAAAUGAGGGACAAACACAAGGCUGCAUCUGCAUUAGCAAUUACACCAGAGGAGGAGUGGGAAGCAAUGCAGCCAGAGCUCAAGGCCAUGGUGCAACAGCUCCUUCAUCCACUACAGGGAGAAGAGGAGAGAGAGGUGGCAGUAGAGGUUGAGGACACUGCACAGGAUACAGCAGAGCACAUUAUCCAGUUACUGAGGAAGCUAAAUUAUAAGGCUGCUGUUUGCCUUACACAGGAGGCUGUGAGCUGUUUCCAAGGAAUAGAGCCCUUCAUCAGCACUUCCGAGUUGAAGGAUGACAAGGAAGCCAUGAUCUUGGGCAUCUUGAAGGCACUCUACACAGGUUCCCACCUAAAAAACUGUGUCCCAAAGCCUUUGAAUGACAGUGAUAAUACUGAAAGUGAAGAUCUUGCAGUAGUGGAGCAGCUAGCAUCAGAAAUGGUCAAGCAGGAGAUGUUGGUGCAGUAUCUGCAAGAUGCCUACAACUUCUCUGUAAAAAUCAUGGAAGCCACGAGCAUGGUUAGCAGGAUGAUGUACGGAAACUCUGUGUCUGUUGUGCAAGAGGCCAUUGAGUUCUUUGUAACAGUCUCACAGUUUGGAGUCCCUCAGGCAGUGCUUGGAGUUCGCAGGAUGCUCCCUCUCAUAUGGUCAAAGGAGCUGAGCAUUAGAGAAGCUGUGCUGAGUGCCUAUAGGAGGCUCUACCUGAGCCCCAGCGGGGAUUCUGAGAGAGUUAGGGCCCAGAACCAGGUGCAAUCUCUCUCCCUCCUUAUGGUGGAUGCCUCACUUGGGACCAUUCAGUGCUUGGAGGAAAUAAUCAGCGAGUUUGUUCAGAAAGAUGAAAUAAAGCCAUCUGUGAUCCAGUUGCUUUGGGAGCAGUUCACAGAGAAAUCCCAGUGUUCAUCACUGGAGCGCCAGGCUGCUAUCAUGCUGCUGGGCAUGAUGGCAAGGGGAAAGCCAGAGAUCGUGGGCAGUAACUUGGAUGUUUUGGUGACAGUGGGGCUAGAUGAGAAGGUUCACAAAGACUAUGGCUUUGCCAAAGAAGUGUGCAAUGCUAUCUCCAAACUGGCUGGUUGCAACAAGGUUGCCAUCCUCAGCUCCAUGGUAGCUUUGGCCCGUCUAACUGCCUCCCUACAAGCACGAGCAGAGGAGCCAGCCCUGGAGAAGAGCCAAGCUCCCUUUCGACUGCCAGAGACUCACCUGCUGUUUGAAUGGCUGAGUGAUGCUGUGAGUGCAGGUUUUGACCAGCCAAGCACUCUUUGGCUCCCCUUCAUGGAAGCAGCAGUGAACCUCAUUUAUCAGCUAGCGGAAGGGCCUGAGGAGAUAUGUGCUCAAAUCCUGAAGGAUUGUAGCCAGAAGACUCUGGAUGGGCUGCUGGACCUCCCAGCAGAGCUAGAGGCUUCUCCAGGCAGCAUCCCUGGUGGCACCAAUGCUCUCCCUACCUUCCUGCUGACGCAUCUCAUUUCUCUGGUGGGACAUGUGGCAUUACAGCAGGUUGUGUAUUUGGAAGGGGCAGUGAGUGCAGAGCUACGCAGGCGUCGUGUCCUUCGGGAGGAACAGGAAGCCAAGAAACGUGCUGCCAGCAGCACCAAAGAGCAGAGUGCCAAGGACACAGGUAAUGAGACCACCAUGGAGGAGGAUCUGGGUCUUGUGGGAGCCUCAGCUGAUGACACUGAGGCAGAGCUCGUUCGUAAUAUCUGUGAGACAGAGCUGCUGGAUGAGAAACAGCUGUUCUCUACCUUUAUGCCACUGGUGCUCAAGAUCUGCAAUAACCCUCUGGUCUAUCGUGAUCCAGCUCUCUCAGCUGCUGCAGCACUGGCCCUUGGCAAAUUCUGUAUGAUUAGUGCUGAGUUCUGUGACUCUCAGUUGCGCCUCCUGUUUACCAUGCUGGAGAAGUCCUCUCUACCUGGUGUGAGAUCCAACCUCAUGAUUGUAGCAGGAGACCUGGCCAUCCGUUUUCCCAACCUGAUAGAGCCUUGGACCCCCCAUUUGUACGCCAGGCUGCGGGACCCCUGUCAUGAUGUGAGGCAGAUUGCAGGGCUUGUGAUGACUCACUUGAUCCUCAAAGACAUGGUGAAAGUGAAGGGACAGGUGAGCGAGAUGGCAACUCUGCUCAUUGACCCUGAGGAGGAGAUUGUGCGGCUGGCUCAGAAUUUCUUCAGUGAGCUCUCCAGCAAGGGUAAUGCUAUCUAUAACUUGCUCCCAGAUAUCAUCAGUCGCCUGUCAGACCCAGACUGUGGUGUAGAUGAGGAGUCAUUCCACACCAUUAUGAGGUACUUUUUUCACACCAUUAUGAGGCAUCUUUUCUCCUAUAUCACAAAAGACAAGCAAGCAGAGAGCCUGGUGGAAAAGUUGUGCCAGCGAUUUCGGACUGCCAAAACUGAGCGUCAGUUUCGGGACCUGUCUCACUGUCUUAUGUUGCUUCCACUCUCGGAUCGUGGCCUCCACAAGAUGCAAGAAAACUUUGAUUGCUUUGCUGACAAGCUGCAGGAUCCAGCUGUCUACAGAUGUUUCCGAGCUACAUUGAGCCGACUUCACAGGGGAGGUACCAAGCCUGAGACAAAGGUUCUGAUUGAAGAAUUAGAGCAGAAACUCCAUGCUUGCCAUAACCGUGGCCUAGAUUCCAUUGAGGCUCCAGGAGAGAUCCCAGGCCAGGAGAGUAGCCAGACACCUGUUCCAGGGCCAGCAAAGAAGAGACCAGUGGCUGGCUCCCAACGCCGCCAGCCACUGCGCGUAGCCAACAGAGAGGUAGACUCACCAUUCAUCACGCCACCGCCUCGCAUGACUAGACACCACCGGAAUGCCUCAAAACGCAAUCCAUCCCGGAGACCUGCUAUCACCGUCUCUAGUGAUGAAGAGAACAGUCUUGAGGAGGAUGAGCUUUCAGCAGAAUUGAAAGAGGAUGAAACCCCUACCAAGAAGACUCCCAUUUCUCGAGCUUCUGCCUGCCGUGCUCGAUGAUGGAGCCCUUUGCAGAUAUCUUUUACUAAUGAGAAAUAAAACUUUUUGUGGGAA
Molecule: messenger RNA, 4414 nt
Organism: Alligator mississippiensis (American alligator)
Lineage: Eukaryota; Metazoa; Chordata; Crocodylia; Alligatoridae
Gene: NCAPD2
Product: non-SMC condensin I complex subunit D2
Exons: 31
Coding region: 35-4360 (1441 amino acids)
Biological process (GO): mitotic cell cycle; mitotic chromosome condensation; meiotic chromosome condensation
Cellular component (GO): condensed chromosome, centromeric region; nucleus
Molecular function (GO): histone binding
Source: RefSeq, a predicted model, not a curated record